UUAGUUUUUUUCAGCGCGUGGUUUACGACAGCGUGGUGACUUUACGCCAUUUUAUGAUAAUAGCAGUGAGAGAGGUAAACAAGCAAACUCGGCGUAAAUUUCUGCUCCCAAAAGUGGGAAUAUCAUUAAACGAGUGACAAUGCUCCUCCAAAAUCGAGCUGUGUUUGCUCUUGGUCUUCGCAUGUGCUCCACUCAUGUGAUGAAAGGACCUUUGAUGGACACAGCAAGACCCAACUCAGACAUGUCUGAAUUCCGCAAGGUUUUUUCCAAAGCAAAGCACAUAGCAAUCAUCACAGGGGCAGGUGUGGGUGCAGAGAGUGGAGUACCGACCUUCAGGGGAGAAAAUGAGAAGUGGAGGAAGUGGCAAUCUCAGGACCUGGCGACCCCAGAGGCCUUCUCUCGAACACCGUCUCGGGUCUGGGAGUUCUACCAUUACAGAAGGGAGCUGGCUUUGGAUAAGAAGCCCAGUGCUGCCCAUCUGGCCAUAGCAGAGUGUGAGGCCCGGCUGAGGAAGCAGGGACGCUCCGUGGUUGUCAUCACCCAGUGCACAGACGACCUCCACCGACAGGCCGGGUCCAAACAUGUGCUCAAGAUUCAUGGCAGUCUAAUGGAGACGCGCUGUGUGAGUUGUGGACAUGUGACCGUGAACAAGCGAAGCCCCAUAUGUGCUGCCCUAAAGGACAAAGGUGUACCUGACCCAGAUGUUCCUGAUGCCCAGAUUCCUGUGGAUAAACUGCCAAGGUGUGGCGAAAGUGACUGCCACGGUCUUCUGAGGCCCAACGUGGUGUUUUUUGGAGAAACUCUAGACUCUCAUAUCCUGACCAAGGUGGAACAUGAGAUGGAAACCUGCGAUCUCUGUCUGGUGGUGGGCACGUCUUCAAUUGUUUACCCUGCAGCAAUGUUUGGCCCCCAGAUUGCAUCGAGGGGCAUCCCGGUGGCGGAGUUUAACACAAAUACAACCCCAAAAUCUGAGUACUUCACGUACCACUUCCAGGGUCCGUGUGGAACAACGCUGCCUCCAGCUUUGGCGGGACAUGAGUCAGAGGGUAUUUAAGUUUGUAAAGAGAAUUACUCUUUAAGCAGCAACCGGUGGCUUCUUCUAUGUAAUAAUGCAAUACAAGGUUGGAUGUGAUGAUAGGGGGGGGCGGGGUUCAUAGCAAUAUUUAUUAAAUGUUUGCCUUAAAAUCAGUUGAGCUGUUGAUGCUUGGGAUAGGAAGAGUUGCGCUUAUAAUAUAGCUUACUUAAUACUUGAAUAUACUGUAUAGCUCUAUAAACUGGAAAUGGGACAUCGUAGGUUUUACACAUUUGCUGAGUUAGGCAGGAGCCAUGCAGCUCUGUAUACGAUAGGGAAUGCACUAUGUAUGUCGUUAUUUGCAUAGGAUAAUGCAGCCUAAGAUAUCAGAGGGUAUUGCUACUCUUCUCAUAUGUUGCGUAUUAGACGCCGGUGAGGGAUCGUCAUGUUUUGCUGUAGAUCAGAACAUAUCACUCCUGGUGUGAACGGAGAAUAUUCCGCUUUUUUUCUCUUUCCACCGACUGAACAGAUGUACAAAGCGUGACCUAAUCUCGUGCCUUUCAAAACUGUUUACACAACCUUGACCAAAACGCUCGCAUUAAUCAAACCAAAUCAACCAAUGUUACAGAGAUUUAGUCACAGAGUUAAGAGUGUGAGGACAGGGGAGGGGGGGGUUAGAGUAGAGGGAAACUGUUCUCUCUUCAAUCCUAGCCUGAUUCAGCGUUAUCUCCUUCUCAUGCCGUUUGAAUGUGUUUUAGUAUGACAUCAGUAUAGUUGCAUGUCAUGGGUUAUUCAUGAUGCAUUUUUACACAAUUAUGUGUUCAACAUCUGCAGAUGCAAAAUGUCUAAAAAUGAAAGCAGUCAUAUAUUUGAUAAUAUGUUUGUUUUUUUAAACGACAAAUAACAUCACGUACAAUUUCUUAUGAUGAAAUCUGCCAAUGCAUAUAUAAAGUGAUUAUUAAAGCACUAAAUUUACA
This is a messenger RNA of Cottoperca gobio, 1989 nucleotides long. Its product is annotated as NAD-dependent protein deacylase sirtuin-5, mitochondrial-like. Bases 140 to 1054 code for a protein of 304 amino acids. Gene Ontology annotation, cellular component: nucleus. Gene Ontology annotation, molecular function: histone deacetylase activity, NAD-dependent; protein-succinyllysine desuccinylase activity; NAD+ binding. The record is from RefSeq and is a predicted model, not a curated record. The transcript has 9 exons. Lineage: Eukaryota; Metazoa; Chordata; Actinopteri; Perciformes; Bovichtidae.